GAGGCUUGGCGCCCAGAAUCGGGAGAGGAGUUGCGGGAGCAGGGGAGCGUCCUGCAGCUGGGCCGGGAGGGAGGCUGGAGGGCGGCCCGGCGCCUCGCGCCUGUUUCCCCUCGCGGCCCGCCUGGCAGCGUGGUCGGGGGUGGGAGCUCCGGGAGCUGGGAAGAGCCCGAUGGUCUGAGGGGCGCCGGGGUUUCCAAAGUUGGCUUUAUUUAUUUUUUGCAACUUUAUUGAGGAUUCGUUGGCGUACCGUGCAAUUUACCCCGCUUGAGCAUAUAACUCAGGGGAACUUUCAGAAGAACUAGAUGUGGGGGAAACCCGGCCUGGUGAUCAGGCUUUCCCUCUGACCCACAGGAUGGCGGGGACCAAGUCCUCUCCUGAGCCUCAGUUACAAAAAUAUUAAUAAAGGUAGCUGUCGAUGUGCCAGUGGUCUCCACUUCCCCUUUACUGGGUGGUUCCAGCUCAAAGCUCAGUUAAUGCAGAAUGGCUUACAUAAGAAGAGCCGGCUAUCCCGUGCACAACAUUUUUGGUGAUUUUAGUGACAUUUCCUUAGAAGAUUCAAAAAUGGAAGAAAUCAGAAACUUGAAAAUCAGUAGAAGUCUUACCAAAAUAGCUCCUGGUCAUAGCAGAUUUCUAAAAGGAAACCAAACCAUGGGUGUAGGACACUCACUCCUAAAAGACAAGGCUGUUGUCGAGGGUUGGCGCAGCCUGUCCUCGGGCAGACCCCCGACCACUGCCUCGAAGCUCAGGGCCAGCGCUGCACUCACGAAGCUGGCUCAAAUAGAAACCAAGAUCAUGAAUCGGAAGGCGCAGAUGGAUUUGUCUGACACGGAAUCUGACCUGAAGACCUCUGAGGACAGUCUUCCAAGGAGUGCAGACAUGGUCCUUCCCAGGAGUACAGCCAAACUUUCUCCACCCAGCCUGGAUAAAACCUCCCAGAAACAAGCCCAGGAAAUUCCUGUGGCUGAGAGCAGCACUUGGACUGGGAAGGGCAGUAGAUUUCUAAAGAGGAGGGAACCACGCAUUGAAAGUAUCAUCCCUGAGGCACAUUUUGGAAAAGAGAGGAAUUUUCAAACACCCAAAGAGAAAAAACCUACCAGAAAACUAGAUUCUCCAGACAGCGAUGAGGAGGAAAUGAAAAAGUUGCUGGGAAGCUUGAUAGAAUCUUCUAGAGAAAAAGAAACAUACGUGAAUCAGCGUUUCAUUAUCCCCAAAGUCAAUGAGAAAGAACAGACUAAAGUAUUCUCGGAUCAGAUCCCAACUCAGCCAAGAAUCCUUUCACUACCCAGUGAGGAACUUUCCAGCCCAAAGUCCUUUCGGAUAUCACGUCUGCCAGCCUCACAGUCCACAGACAGGACCCUUCGCAGCACGCGCUCAAGAGCUCGCUCCCCACAGACUCACACUUCAGAGGAUACAGCCGCCCGCACAGCGUCGCUUCCCAUCACUGGCACCUCUCCACAGUCAGGCUCAACGCGGCUUGGCAAGCUCUCCUCUCCCGGAAGGAGUGAGGCUGGGCCUCAUGAUGAAUCGCCCUCAGAAGCUGCCGAUGACAGCCUGAACGAUUUUAGAAUCAAUCUGUUGUCCCUUGAUGACCUGGCUCCAGCUGUCAGCGAGAACUCAGACUUGGAACAGAAAAAAGAAGGCCAGCUGGAAAAGGCCUUCAGCCAACGCCCCCAGGCAGGGGGUCCCCCCACUGGCAGUGAGGUCUCAGAGUGCGUGACUGAGCCAUCCGCCGCCUCCGCCAGGCCCGACGGUGCUCCUAGCCCGAGGCCGACGUCCCAAGAACCCAUGGCGAGCACAAUGAGCUCGGCUUACUCCGAAGAUUUUGAAACAUCCCCAGAUCCAACGGCAUCCGAGUCGAGGGCCCAUCCUGAGGAGUCUCCCGACAGGAUGCUGGACACUUCGUCAGAAUUCUCCGCAAGCCUGCACACAGACCUUCCCCUGCCGACCGUCAAGCCUUGGAAAACGCAGGUCAGGGACGUUACCAGAGUUGUGGUGAGGGAGAUGGCCGUGCAGACCCUCGAUCCCGCCUUCACCUACCAGUGGGCAGAGGGGGCCGGCGUGGCGGCCAUCGGGCCAGCCCUGGGAGGUGCCUACGUGGAUCCUGUGCCCGUUGCCAGUCAUGUCAUCAGUGCGGACUCGAUAGAAGCCCUGACAGCUUACAGCCCGGCCGUGUUGGCGCUCCACGACAUGCUGAAGCAGCAGCUGAGCCUGACGCAGCAGUUCCUGGAGGCCAGCCGCCACCUGCACGGCUCCCUCGUGCGGUCCCUGGAUCAGGACUCGUUCCACUACCACACCCUGGAGGAAACCAAGCAGUACCUCAGGCGGCAUAGGCCUGCCCCGCUGUCCAUGGAGGAUGCCCUGGAGGAGGUGAAGAAGGAGCUGAGUACCACGAGGUGAUGGUGGCAGGAGCAGGCGGCACCCAAGACUCCCUUGAGUGGCAUCCCGGGUCCAGCCUUUCAGAGCGGAGUGGUUCUCCCCCAGCCCCCACCUCCUUGGUGUGCCCGGCGCCCCACCCGAGGGGACACAUAAGCCAGUGGAAACGGAACCCCGGGUGGCGCAGUCACCAGCCACAGCAGGACAUAGGACGGCUGCCUGUGGAGCCCCGCGCAGCAGCCAUGGGGGCCAGGUGCUGGCUUCCUGAUGAGCUGAGGCAGACGGGAGGGCGAGAAGCCCCAUCUGCUCCGCGGAGCCAGCGCCAGGUGUCCACACCAGGGACAACAUGUGGGACGCCGGGACACGCCUCCUCCGGACCCUGCCUGAGCACACUUCUAACUCCAACACACAGAGAAAGAGGUCUUUAAAAAAAGUUUUUAUUUGAAGGCAAAACAGUAAAAUCCACAAGAAAUCGUUAACAGCACGUGUUUACGUUUUAUCCUGAAUCAGACACGUUUGAACAAUUCACAGCUACAGGAAAUCUAGAACAAAAUCAAAUAUUUUAUCACAUCAGGUCGAAAAGUUGGAGAGGACUUUGCAUCUUAUUGAAAAGAAUUUUUCAAAAAUGUUUCUGUACAAAGAGACGGCGCCACACGAGCUGCCCACAGACGCCAGGCGCAGCCAGUCCCCACGCAGGCCCCGGCGGCGUCUGCCCUCCUGGCCUGGCCUCCCUGGGUGCUGGGCUGGCCGAGGGAGAGCCGGGGGCGCCCUCCACACCCCGGUCUGUGCGGGCCGUCCACGUGAGCGCUGGUGUCGGGUUCCUCUAAGUGAAAAACAGGCAGAGACGCUAACGGUGCGGGCUCUUGGAGGGCGUCGCUCCGUGACCUGAAGAUGCCUCAGAUCAGUUUCUUUAGAACCCGUGUCUGCAGGGACAGCCAACGGCUAACGUUUGGGGAAAAAAAUUUCAACUCAAACAACUAAAGUAACUGAACUACGGGCUGGCAGGUCUUAGAGGAAUCAGGUUGCAACUUCUCCUUGGGAUCCUCUGAGAUCAACAUUCCCUUCUCUCAAACUAAACAUCUGGAGUAAAAACGAAGGCCCUGUGUCACUCUGCCAAUCAGAAA
Canis lupus familiaris (dog) is the source of this 3497-nucleotide messenger RNA. It is a transcript of the gene C20H19orf44, whose product is annotated as chromosome 20 C19orf44 homolog. NCBI's taxonomy places the organism in Eukaryota, Metazoa, Chordata, Mammalia, Carnivora, Canidae. The transcript has 10 exons. The coding region runs from base 481 to 2397 and encodes 638 amino acids. The record is from RefSeq and is a predicted model, not a curated record.